Molecule: messenger RNA, 1272 nt
Organism: Syzygium oleosum
Lineage: Eukaryota; Viridiplantae; Streptophyta; Magnoliopsida; Myrtales; Myrtaceae
Product: blue copper protein 1a-like
Exons: 2
Coding region: 625-1128 (167 amino acids)
Cellular component (GO): plasma membrane
Molecular function (GO): electron transfer activity
Source: RefSeq, a predicted model, not a curated record
AUUUUGCGUGGGAACCCCAAGAUCACCAAUCCUUUUCUAUCCCAGUUAACUUUCACAGCUCCUCUAUUUGUGUCAGAAGUAAUUCGUUCCGGGAAUGUAAGGUCCUAAGCAAUAGUCACACUGCCUAGUUUUCCUAUUUCGAAAUCAGGAAACGCUUACAUGGCUGGUCAGUGUUAGGUUUUGAUGGCUUCGCCCAAUCUCUCUUCAAAUGGUUCCACCAGCAAGUCUAGCUUUUGCCUUAUUCGAACCCAUUUUCGUAGCUUCCAUAUGUCUGGCAGCUAAAUUCUAAGAUGGCGGAUUUGUCGUCACAUGAUUAUUUGAAUUAGUCCUAAGCAUUCCAUCUUUCAUUCUCUAAAUGUUGUUAAGUUAUUUUAUCCGUUCUUAAUUUUUUAUGCACCUGUUGAAUCAGUUUGGCCGUCUUCGGCCGAAUUGCAUUUCAUUGACUUGCGUUGACAUCAGUCUUAACUUGAUACUAUAAAUAGCCUGAGAGCCUGCACUUCAUUGCAAGCCCAAUAGUUCCUACGAAAUCUCUACUGCCUCAAGAAAAAUUUCUGAAGUGUUCCUUUGUCUUCUUUCUUUUUUGCCCACCUGAAGCAUAAGAGAGCAUCGUCAACUUUUUCAACCAUGGCAUCGUCCAUUAUCUUCAUGACCUUAGCCUUAGUUGCAGCAUCUGUUCCUGCAUCGGUGAUGGGCACUGAUUUCAUGGUCGGAGAUGACAAGGGCUGGACCCUCAACUUCGACUACCAAGCCUGGGCCGAGGGGAAGCAGUUCUACGUUGGCGACAAGCUCGUUUUCAUGUAUGCGGAGGGCGUGCACAAUGUCUUGAAAGUCAAUGGGACUGGUUUCCAGCAGUGCGCGGCGCCGGCGGGCACCGUGGCUCUCACCACCGGGAAUGACGUCAUUCCCCUAGAAACCCCUGGAAGGAAGUGGUACAUCUGUGGCGUCGGCAAUCAUUGUGCGGUUCGCAACAUGAAGUUCGCCAUAACCGUGCUGCCCAAAACGGCAUCGCCCGCGCCCGUGCCCGUGCCUACAGCACCUGAAGUCUCGGCAGCCGGAGGAAGCGUCGUGCCUCGAUAUUAUGCCUUGAUCACGGCCGUUGUCAGCGUUAUUGCAAUGGUCAUCGUUUGAUGUACAUUAAAUCAGUCAUUCAUCCUGUUCGUCCUUUCACUCGGUGUUUGAUUUAUUCGUUUGUAAUCUUUGCAUUAAUUUUCAAAGUCUGGUCUGUGAAGGUAUUCUUUCAUUACGACAUAGAAAAUACAUUUGUUUUAGCCA